Messenger RNA from Quercus lobata, 1626 nucleotides. RefSeq names its product putative disease resistance RPP13-like protein 1. The record is from RefSeq and is a predicted model, not a curated record. NCBI's taxonomy places the organism in Eukaryota, Viridiplantae, Streptophyta, Magnoliopsida, Fagales, Fagaceae. The transcript has a single exon. Bases 1 to 1626 code for a protein of 541 amino acids. Gene Ontology annotation, molecular function: ADP binding.
AUGUCGAUUGUCCUGGAGGCUGUCGCGGGCGCUGCUUUAUCUGCUUUCUUUGAUGUGCUGCUUGACAAGUUAAGCUCCCCUGAUUCGUUGAAGAUCUUUCGGCAAGAGAACGUUGAUGCUGACCUCAAGAAGUGGAAGACAAUUUUACUGGAAAUCAGUGAAGUUCUGGAUGAUGCAGAAGAGAAACAGAUAACCAAGGAGUCCGUGAAGACCUGGAUGGGUGAGCUCGAAGACUUGGCUUCUGAUGCGGACGACAUCUUGGACGAGUUUGCUACUGAAGCUUUGCGACGUAAGGUGAAUGCAGAAGAACCCAGCACAAGUAAGAUACGAAAGUUCGUCCCUGCUUGUUGUGUUGGUUUGAAUCCAAGUUCUAUCAUGUUUAAUGCCAAUCUGCGGUCCAAGAUUAAAGAAAUCAAUAAGAAGUUGCAAGAAAUUGUUACACGGAAGAAUGAUCUGAAAUUGGAAGACUUUGCUAGGGGAAGGACUAGAACAAUAACAUCAAGGGUGCCCGCAACUUCCCUGGUUGAAUCUCAUACUUAUGGCAGAGAAGAAGAUAAAGAGGCCAUUAUCAAGUUGCUGAGUGAUGAAUCGGGCGGUGCUCAAUUCUCUACGAUUUCCAUACUUGGUAUGGGAGGACUUGGCAAGACGACUCUUGCCCAACUAGUCUACAACGACGAUAAGGUGGGCAGUUAUUUUGAUGUGAAAGCAUGGGGUUGUGUUUCUCAAAAUUUUGACAUUUUAAGAGUGACAAAAGAAAUUCUACAAGAUAUAACUUCUGAGACUUGCAAUGAUGAUAGUUUAAAUUUAGUUCAGCGCAAAUUGAAGGAGCAAUUAUCUGGCAAGAGGUUCUUGCUCAUUUUGGAUGAUGUUUGGAUUAAAAACUAUUCUGAUUGGACUACACUAUGUCUUCCAUUUGUAUCUGGGGCUCCUGGAAGUAAGAUUCUUAUCACUACUCGGGAAGCUAAUGUUUCAUCAAUAAUGGGCGCUACUCAUCCAUACAAGUUGAGAGAGUUGUCAAAUGAUGCUUGUUUGACCAUGUUUACACAACACGCACUGGGGACGUCAGAUUUUGUUGAACGUCUAAAAGUUGAAGAAAGUCAAAAGAUUUUAGAGAGGUGCAAGGGCUUACCUUUGGCAGCAAAGGCUCUUGCAGGCCUUCUCCGCACAUACGAUCGUGAUGAGUGGAAAGAUGUACUAAAUGGCAGGAUAUGGGAUUUGUUAGAAGAGAAAACUGAUGUUCCUUCAACUUUACGAUUAAGCUAUUUGUGCCUCCCUUCCAAUUUAAAGAAAUGUUUUGCCUAUUGUUCACUAUUUCCAAAGGAUUAUAAUUUUGAGGAGGAAGAGCUAGUAUUGUUAUGGAUGGCAGAAGGUUUGGUUCGAGAAACAAAAGGAGAGAAGCCAAUGGAAGAUCUUGGUGAUGAGUAUUUUCGUGAUCUGCUCAAGAGAUCAUUUUUUCAACAAUCAAGCAGUUAUAGAUCACUCUUUGUCAUGCAUGACCUCAUGCAUGAUUUAGCUCAAUGGGCAGCGGGAGACUUUUACUGUAGGUUGGAGGAUGCAAAAAGUUUGAUGACUUCCCCAAAGAUAUGCAUUCACGGACUUUCCUUCUGCUAUCAUCAAGAUUCAUAG